UUUUUAAUCUGUGCAUUCGUAAUGUGAUGGUGGAAAGUGAUUCGUACAUGCAAUUUCGUCGAAUAUUACGAAAGAAAUAUGCUUAGUGAAAAUUCAUUUAAAUAUACAUUUGUUAAAGAUUUCUGGGAAAGUGUGUUCCGGUAGGCUUAUUGGUUUGUGAAGACAAAAUGCAAAGUAUUUAUCUGUGAUCUAUUAUAAUCAUGAGUACGAUGAAGAACCCAAAUCCAUCGUCUUCGAAAGUGGCUUUGUUAAGCCACAUUAAAUACGAGCACCUGGUAGCUGGUAUAUCGGGUGGCGUUACGUCUACGCUGAUACUGCACCCUUUGGACCUCAUUAAAAUUAGAUUUGCUGUGAAUGACGGCCGGACCGCCACAGUGCCGAGGUACGACGGGCUCAGCAGCGCAUUCGUGACCAUAGUGAAGAAAGAGGGGGUGAAGGGGCUGUACAGAGGAGUCACGCCCAACGUGUGGGGCUCCGGCUCCGCUUGGGGAUUCUAUUUCUUAUUCUACAACGCAAUAAAAACAUGGAUCCAGGGCGGCAACGCGCGCAACCCGCUCGGGCCCGGCAUGCAUAUGCUCGCCGCCGCCGAGGCCGGAGUCCUAUCCCUCAUCAUGACCAACCCCAUCUGGGUGGUGAAGACGAGACUCUGCCUGCAGUACAGUGAAGAACAUGUUGCUGACAAUAAGAGAUACAAGGGAAUGGUGGAUGGACUGUGCAAGAUUUAUAGGACUGAGGGAGUUAGGGGAUUAUAUCGGGGCUUCGUGCCUGGCAUGUUCGGCGUGUCGCACGGCGCGCUGCAGUUCAUGACCUACGAGGAGAUGAAGAACCGCUACAACCAGUACCGGAACCUGCCCAUUGACAUUAAACUGACGUCAGUGGAAUACCUGACGUUCGCCGCCGUGUCCAAGCUGAUAGCGGCAGGCGCCACGUACCCGUACCAGGUGGUGCGCGCGCGCAUGCAGGACCAGCACCGCGCCUACCGCGGCGCCUGGCACUGCGUCACCGAGACCUGGAGCCACGAGGGAUGGCGCGGGUUCUACAAGGGUCUGAAGCCGAACCUCAUUCGAGUGGUGCCGGCCACCAUGAUCACCUUCCUCACCUACGAGAACGUGUCGCACUACAUGCUGCGCCGCGGACGGGAGAUCGCACUGCCUUCCUAAAUGUACCAACUGACUG
Cydia amplana is the source of this 1176-nucleotide messenger RNA. Its product is annotated as solute carrier family 25 member 32. The transcript is spliced from 6 exons. Gene Ontology annotation, molecular function: FAD transmembrane transporter activity; folic acid transmembrane transporter activity. The record is from RefSeq and is a predicted model, not a curated record. Gene Ontology annotation, cellular component: mitochondrion. Gene Ontology annotation, biological process: nucleotide transport; folate import into mitochondrion. The coding region runs from base 201 to 1160 and encodes 319 amino acids. Lineage: Eukaryota; Metazoa; Arthropoda; Insecta; Lepidoptera; Tortricidae.